AUGCGAUUUACUCAACUCGUGGCAGCCGCCCUCUGCUUGGGUGCCACAGAAGCAGCGGUAGCUCCUAUUGAUAGAGCCCGCAAAGUGCUAGGAAAUCAGCAUGCCUUUGACAAACGUGACACGGCCGGCGAUGCUGCAAAGGGCGCUAAACACCUAACCAGCAAGAACAAGAAAUUCUAUGUUGACCCAAAUAGCAUCCCUAAUGUCCCUUUCAGUAUUGGAGAGUCAUAUGCUGGAAAUCUCGCCAACACCCCAGCUGGAAACUCCAGCUUAUUCUUCUGGUACUUCCCAUCAGAGAACCCAGAAGCAAAGAACGAAAUCACCAUUUGGCUCAACGGUGGCCCCGGGUGUAGCUCCAUGAUUGGUUUGCUUCAGGAGAACGGACCAUUCUUGUGGCAGCCCGGUACCGAAGGUCCAGUCAAGAAUCCUUAUGCUUGGUCCAAACUCACCAACAUGGUUUGGGUUGACCAACCGGCAGGAACGGGCUUCUCCCCUGGUCCACCUACCGUGAAGGAUGAAGUUGAUGUUGCAAACCAGUUCAGUGACUUCUGGAAGAAUUUUAUGGACACCUUUGACCUUCACCACAGUGAUGUCUAUCUAGCUGGAGAGAGCUAUGCUGGCCAAUAUAUCCCUUACAUUGCCAGCGAGAUGUUGGACAGGAAGGAUUCCGAGUACUUUAAUGUCCGGGGUAUCACAGUCAUUGACCCAUCUAUUGGUGCUACCGAAGUGAUCAUCGAUGCCCCAUCUGUUCCAGCAAUGCACCGUUUCAACAAUGUCCUUGCCCUAAACGAGAGCUUUGUCAAUGACAUCACCCAGAAAUGGGAAAGCUGCGGAUACAAGAAGUUCAUGGACGAUGCUUUGAAGUUCCCUCCAACUGGCCCCCUUACAGUACCUGGAAAGACUCCUGGAUGUGAUGUUUGGGAUGAGAUCAUCACUGCUGUUAAAAAAGUGAACCCAUGCUUCAACAUCUAUCACCUCAAGGAUAACUGCCCAAGUCCAUCAAAUCCCAUGAAUGGACCAAAUAACUUCUUCAACAACAAGCAAAUUCAGGAAGCCAUUCAUGCCAACCCAACUGACUACCGCCUUUGUGGAGAAUCCCAGAUUUUCGGCCCUCAUCGCAAUGACCGCUCUGUUCCCAGCUCAUUUGGCCCUCUUGCUAGCGUCAUCGAGAGAACCAACAACACCAUCAUCGCACAUGGUGACCUUGAUUUCCUCCUCUUCACCGAAGGCAGCUUAGCAUCUAUCCAAAACAUGACUUGGGGUGGUCUCCAGGGCUUCCAGAAGGAACCAUCUGACAAAUUCUACGUUCCAUAUAAGGAUGGAUCUGAAAUGGGCGGAGCCGGGUUUGUUGGAAAGACCCAUCGUGAGCGUGGUCUCACUUGGGCCACUGUUGACCUUGCUGGACAUGAAAUCCCCCAGUAUGCUCCUACUGCUGGAUACCGUCUCCUCGAGUACAUGCUUGGAAGAGUCCAGAGCCUGACUGAAACCCACUAA
Messenger RNA from Nannizzia gypsea CBS 118893, 1494 nucleotides. RefSeq names its product carboxypeptidase cpdS. NCBI's taxonomy places the organism in Eukaryota, Fungi, Ascomycota, Eurotiomycetes, Onygenales, Arthrodermataceae. Gene Ontology annotation, molecular function: serine-type carboxypeptidase activity. The record is from RefSeq and is a predicted model, not a curated record. Gene Ontology annotation, biological process: proteolysis. The transcript is spliced from 4 exons. The coding region runs from base 1 to 1494 and encodes 497 amino acids.